AAUAAUAAUAAUUUAAUUCGGUGUACAAGUCGCAAUAAAACAAAUGCGACAAAUACUACACGAGUAUAAAGGAUUUAAUUGUAAGCAAUUUAAUAACUGAAAAUGUUAUAUCGAUCAAUUGAUCUUCUUCUACUGAUCAACUUCAUAAUAUAAUUUAUUUAUCAAAAUUGGAUUAACAUUGUUGAAAAUCUCCGCUUAUGAUUGAAAAAUCAUAUAAUGGUUAUCAUUAUACUUAAUUCAUUCGUUUAUAAGGCUAAAUGCUACUGGAAAUUUUAGUUGAACUAGAAGUACGUUAAAGAAAUGAUUCUACAGAUACAUUAUCGUACAAAUGGUGAAUAUCGUUCGAUUCGAUGAAUGAUCUUUCGAUAAAAAUUUAAUUAAGGAAACGAAAACAAUAGAAGAUAGAACCAUCAUUACAACAACGAACAACUUAUCACAGUAUAAGUAAAAUUUACUGCACGGUAAUACGAUUACUUGUACUGCAAGUUUGGUUACCAUCAGAAUCUGGAUCUCGAUCCGUAACAGUAUGAGAGGCGCUUGGUAAUGGAACAAUUUCAGGUUCAAGCGGUUUUACAGGACAGUCUACAUCUUCAACGAUUACUUCUUCUGCUAAACUGCUCCUUACAGCUUACCAUUAAAUGCUUGAGGAUAUUGUUGACUUAGUUUGUUCUUUACAAUACGAAUCCUUUUAAAAAUAUAAUCCAGAUCUCUCUUCAUCUCCACUAAUAAUGCUGUGUGUUUUUUGAAUUCGUUGCCAGCAGUUUUUAAUCUAUUUAUCGACAACUGAUUGCAAUUGGUCAACAUUUCAUUAGUUUUUUCAAAUCUCUGCAACCUGUAAAACAAUGAUAUUGGUAAACGACAGAUACAUUUGCAUAUGGAAAGGAAUAUUCAGAAAAGUAUUCUUACAUUUGCUUUUGAGCUCUUAUCAUAGAUUCUACGUCCUGUUGAUCGACAAUUCCAGCCAAACCUUGAAUAAAUACUUCUGGUGCAGUGUAAUUUUGAAAGCACUCGAAACUUCCAGUAUCAGAUUCUGGUGUACCUUGUGCUGUUGCCAUCUUUUUAUUUUUUUAUUUUUUAAAUCUUAUGUUGCAUAAAUACAAUAUUUAUUCUUGUAUAAUCUUAACAUAACCAUAUCUGUUUGUUCUAGUGAAAUUCUCUAAUCAUAUUGUUUUCUCUUUAUAAUUCACACGAUAAAGUGCGUAUGUUAUUUUUAUAAACAUUUAUCAAGUUCGAAAAAUUUAUUGUAAAUAAACAACGUUAACCUUGACGUAAUCAUACAACGUAAUCAUAUAACACGAUUAAAGAACGCAAUAACAUGAAUUUCGUUUUUUUAAAGUUGUAUUUUUUUUUAAAAUUUUUGUCACAUGUUAGCUCAACGUACAAUGUCAACACACAAUGUACAACAUUGUGUAAGUAUUGAAAAUGUUCAUUUUUGCUGACUUACUGAUACUUGACGACAUUGUGUUUACUUAUAAUCUAAAAUCAAUGGCAGAAACGUCGUUUCGGUUUUCCAGAAAAUCAAGUAAAAUAAUUUUUUCACAAAUAACAGCUUUUCUUCAGCAUGAUGCAAUGUAAUUGAAUUUACAAUGUUUCCGAUUGAACUAAAUGUAUUAAACAAACCACACGCUUUGCUCUCAACAGCUGUUCGAAGUCAGAUGUUUUUAGAAAGGUUGGUAGAAGAUCCAGCAUUCAAAUUUCCACAGUGACUGUUGUAUCACAAACCGAAGCUUUCGUGCAGCGAAUAAUUCUAAGAAUCACGUGUGUCUUUCAAUUCAGAAUGGCACAAAAUAUAAAUCCAUUCUAUUCGUCUCAGAAUACUCCAAGUAAAGCUACAGAGGAAAAACAGAAUAUACCAAAAGACAAACAUGCAGUUAGUAAACGAUUGCAAAAGGAGCUCAUGGUUUUGAUGAUGAGUACAGAAAAAGGUGUUUCAGCCUUUCCGGAUGGAGAAAAUCUAUUCAAAUGGAUAGGAACUAUCACAGGACCAAGGGAUACAGUUUAUGCUGGUCUUACAUAUAAAUUAACUUUAGAAUUUCCCCAUAGUUAUCCAUAUAGUGCUCCAAUUGUACGUUUUGCUACUCCAUGUUUUCAUCCAAAUGUGGAUGCUGUAGGUAAUAUUUGUCUGGAUAUAUUAAAAGAAAAAUGGAGUGCUUUAUAUGACGUGCGUACUAUAUUGUUAUCUAUACAAUCUCUUCUUAGUGAACCUAACAACGAGAGUCCUCUCAAUCCACAGGCAGCAAAGUUAUGGAAUGACCAGACAAAGUAUAAAAAACAUUUAACAGAAGAAUAUCACAGAGCUCUGAAUAGUGAUCAGCCAGACUCAUGAUAAGUGUAUUUUUAUAAAAAUUUUGGCUCGUUCAUUAUUUUUAUUUCUAUCAAUGUUACAUCUAGAUAUAAGAUAUAGAAGAACAAACUGCACUGAAUUUUUGUACUUCAUUAUAGAAAAAGUUUCAUCUCCUAUUAUUUUUUGAACCUGCAUGUUCUAUCGUGCAAAAGGACGUACAAAUACUUUUUAUAUUGUUAGUCACGAUCAUCUUUAUUAUAUAAUUUAAUCAAUCUAUCUUGAUAAUGUAUAGAAAUUUGUAUCAUGCUUUUAAGACUGUAUAUGCGGAUUAAACAUUUUAUAUCAUCAAUUUGUACCACAAAUUUUUAUUUAUUUUUACUCUUAGUAUACAUAUUGGAUAUAUUUUGAAGUUUUCUAUCCAUACGAGUUACAGUGACCAUUGACGUUACGUCAUGAUUAUUGUAUAUUUAAAAAAUAUAAAUAUUUUAAACACUAACAUUAUAGAAUUUAUUAUACCUUUGCAAACUGUUUUGUUAAAAACAAAAUAUAUAUAACAAUAUAACAAUUUGUAUGAUUGAAUAAAGCUAUACCAAACUAAGUGGGUAAUCAUCUUCAAAAUAAUAGAUAUUAAAACAAUGCAACGUAGAAAAACUGUUCGAUUUGGACGGAUUUCAAACCACAAAUAGAAGGGCUUGAUAGAGGAAAAUUUACUAUAGUAGCAUGGGAUCCUCCAGGCUAUGGAAGAUCAAGGCCACCCGACAGGACGUUCCCAGAUGAUUUUUUUCAACGUGAUGCCAAUUGGGCAUACAAUUUAAUGAAAGCUUUAGGUUACACCAAAUUUUCAUUGAUAGGAUGGAGCGAUGGUGGUAUUACUUCUUUAAUGCUUGCUUCGAUGUUCCCUAAUAACAUUCGGAAGAUGGUAGCUGUUGCUGCGAAUGCCUAUGUAACGCCAGAAGAAGUCAAGAUUUACAAAAACACUUGGUCCGAGAAAAUGCGAGCACCAAUGAUUGAGGUAUACGGGACAGAAUAUUUUCGAAGGACUUGGUCUGAUUGGGUAGAUGCAGUUUUAAGAAUUUGCGAAAAGCAACACGGUGAUUUGUGCAAAGAGUUGUUAGCGAAGAUUAAAUGUCCUAGUUUGAUCAUUCAAGGAACUAAAGAUGCUAUGAUACUUCCCGAACAUCCAAUUUACUUGAAGGAUCACAUCGUCGGUGCAAAGUUUACAGCAAUUGUUCUACACUACGCUGAAUGUAUGAUACAGCAUAGAGGACACACGUGGGAUAACCGGCACAGAAAUCAAGUCAGAGAAAGGAGCUAUAGAAUCAUGUGGGCGACGAAGGCUUUCCGUAGGUUAGCAGCAAUUCAAUACCGAUGUCAAGAACCACCCGUCCGAAAUAUCCGCAAUGCGCUUCGGACGAAAAUCGAUCUCCCGGCUACUACGCCCCAACGAACCAUUUGCCAGGAAUUUGUCAGCAAUGCGAUACAAUAUUUCACUUUCUACAGAUAAAUGAUAUCUUCUUCUUUUACUUAUGAUCUCGAUGUGCGCGAUUUAUUUGUACCUUAAGAGCAAAUAUAGUAAUGGUAUAUAAGUAAAACGAAUAUUUAAGAUUCGUAUUGAGAUAUUGCAGGCAGAUAGAAAGUGGUCUUGUGCUACUUAUUAUAGUCAAGAAUACUCAUGCAGAUAUAGGGUACAUAUAUACAUCUGCUGUGUGCAAUAUAUCUCUACUAAAUUAAUUAAAAUUGUAGAAUUCGCAGGUCGUCAAGAAGAGCAAUAAACUACAAUAA
This is a messenger RNA of Heterotrigona itama, 4066 nucleotides long. NCBI's taxonomy places the organism in Eukaryota, Metazoa, Arthropoda, Insecta, Hymenoptera, Apidae. The record is from the annotation of a GenBank genome assembly.